CACUCGUGCCAAAACCCAGAGGGUCGACAUCAAUAUUUCAUCCUAAAGCGACCAGUUGUCAUCAUGCUGUUAAAAAAUCUCAGUGUUCUGCUAACCGUCAGUUUGGCGUGUGGAUUAGUAACGUCAGAGGCUCCCGUCAACGGAAUAAAAUCCUCCAACUUCCUUGGUGGUGCUGAACAGCAUGCGUCAUUCAGCUUUAUUCGUCCUGGAUUAACCCAAACUUCUUAUUCCUUCAAUGGACCGAGCUCUCAUCAGGCAUUCAGUUCAAGCAUCGGCAAUCCUCAUCUAGCCCAGAAGGUUCUUCCAAAUGUUGCACAAGCCUUAUCAUACAAAAAUCCAGGACUCGGCUACUUCUCAACAUCACCCGUAUCUUCCGCAUACGCAUCAUCGCCCUACGUGCCAGCAAUUCCUCAACCAGCUUCACCAUCUUUAUCUCAUUCUCAGCCACAACUUGAUGCCGCAACACUCGCGUACUAUCAACCCCAACAAUUUUCCCCGAAUUCCCAAGUGCAAACUCAAUCCGAGGGAUAUCAAGCCCAGCUGAAUCAGCUGUUGGCUCUGCGCCAGGCGCAAUUACUUCAGCUGCAGUCACAGGGUCAAGCCCCACUGCAAAGCCAGCAGAUUCAGGAACAAAGUACAUCGCACCGCUCAGGGACGCAGAAUUUACUCGGAGUAGCGUAUUCAUCAGCUCCAGCCGUUGCACAUGUUAAAGUCACUGGGAAUGGAUACAAAUUUGAUUUCUGAUUGGAAAUAUUCAUGAGGAUGUUUCAUA
Molecule: messenger RNA, 772 nt
Organism: Fopius arisanus
Lineage: Eukaryota; Metazoa; Arthropoda; Insecta; Hymenoptera; Braconidae
Exons: 4
Coding region: 64-744 (226 amino acids)
Source: RefSeq, a predicted model, not a curated record